Molecule: messenger RNA, 1962 nt
Organism: Oncorhynchus tshawytscha (Chinook salmon)
Lineage: Eukaryota; Metazoa; Chordata; Actinopteri; Salmoniformes; Salmonidae
Product: epoxide hydrolase 3
Exons: 7
Coding region: 128-1369 (413 amino acids)
Molecular function (GO): hydrolase activity
Source: RefSeq, a predicted model, not a curated record
ACGCUCUUUCCAAUCCGCCAAAUUGAAGAAGCGGAUGCGCCACUGUGGAUUUCCCAACAGACACACAGCAGGUGCACUCACAGCCUGUUAAAACUUGCGGUCCAAAACUUGAAUAAGGAGGCGAGCAAUGAGCAAUUCCGUGAUCGUGGACCUUCUCCUGGUUCCGACCAGAUUGUGUCUGUGGUUUCAGUCUGUGCUGUACUGGUUUCUUGUAUAUGGCACGGCUGGACUCACAGCCGGACUGGUUCUUACACGGAUCGCAUGGCGUGCACUGAAAGACCCCUACGGGACCUUCCAUUGGACAGUCCGCAAGAAGCAGCCCGCAUGUCUGCGUGAUCCCACUCUGGGCAAACACGGCUACUUGUGGGGCAGGGUAAGAAUAGAUAGGAGUGAGAGAGAAAACACCGCUAUUAUCGGCAUAACAUUUGCUAUUUUUACAUUUUAUUGCAGUCAGCAAUUGAGCUCUGGUUUGAGGUUCCAUUAUGUAACCAAGGGAGACAGCAGGAAUCCUCUAAUGCUCUUCCUUCACGGAUUCCCAGAGAAUUGGUACUCGUGGCGCUACCAGCUGUGUGGGUUUAGUGGACAGUACCACACGGUGGCAAUGGACCUGCGUGGCUGUGGCGACUCUGACGCACCCUCCCAGCUGGAGGACUACUCUCUGGAGAAACUCUGUCACGAUAUCAGGGACGCCAUUGAUGAACUAGGCCACACCAGUUGUGUGUUGGUGGGCCAUGACUGGGGCGGUAUGCUGGCCUGGCACUUCACACUGGAGAGGCCUGAUAUGGUGCAGCGACUGGUCAUCAUGAACGCACCGCACCCUGCCUCUUGGCUAGAUGCAGUGUUGAGAAGGCCCUCUGAGCUUCUGCGCUGUGGUCAUGCCUGCUUCUUCCAGCUCCCUGCACUCCCAGAGUUCACUCUAUCACUGGAGGACUUCAAGUUGGUGCGUAGUCUGCUGUGUGGGGGUCGUGGUGGCAUCAGGAACCGUGCCCGCAGGCUGACUGAAGCUCAGCUCGAGGGUUAUCUCUACCGCCUGUCCCAACCUGGCGGGCUGACCGCACCCCUCAACUACUAUCGCUCACUACUCAGUAACGCCCUUUACAAGCACCAGGAAGUGGAGGUGCCGUGCCUGCUGAUCUGGGGCGAGGCUGACAGCAUCCUGGUAGAGGGGAUGUCUGGGGGCACCAGGCCCUACGCCCGGGGGUCCGUCACCUUACACACCAUCCCUGGGUGCAGCCACUGGGUACAGCAGGACCAGCCAGAGACGGUCAACCAGCUGCUGUGGGAGUUCCUUCUGGAUAGGGAGAAGGACGUGGAGCGCUGCUCCUCACGCAGAGGUGCAGGCUGGGCCAUCAAGUGGACCAGAGAGUAAAUGGAUGGUUGUCCUGAACUGCUGGGAAUCAAGGUCGGGGCCAAUUCAGAGAGUAAACCAAAUUCAAAUUUUCCUCAUUGCAAAGCAUUGAAGAGAUUUGAAUUUUUGUGUAUUCCUGAAAUGACUGGAAUUGAAAUAUAAUUGACCUCAACCCUGCUGGGAAUCACCACUAUAACAGUUUCACACUACUGAGCCGAGCAAAGCGGGCCUGGUUACGCAAUCCCCAUUGUUGCUGGAACCGUGCUAGAAAAGAAAAUAUCUAAGCCAGCACAGAAUGGUUUGGGUCAGCAGGAUUGUGUGGAAAAGGUAUUGUGGUUUUGUUGUCUUUUUUUGUUGUUCACAAUUGUAAUGUAUUUUAGGCCUCUCUACUAUUCUCACUGACUUCAGCCAGUUCAUAUUGAUACAGUGGCCCUGUCUCAACCUAUUGCCAUCAUAUCUGUAUCAUGUUACCAUAACGAUGUGGCCGUGUUACCAAAGCAAACCCAGUCACUGCCUGGACAUUAAGACCACUGGCUCCAGACACAAUGUCCCGUACUGUAUCAACUGUCUACAUUUCCAAACCCAUGGAAAUAAAUGAGAUUCAAUCAUAUUGA